This is a messenger RNA of Penaeus indicus, 1311 nucleotides long. Its product is annotated as putative mediator of RNA polymerase II transcription subunit 26. Lineage: Eukaryota; Metazoa; Arthropoda; Malacostraca; Decapoda; Penaeidae. Bases 229 to 1026 code for a protein of 265 amino acids. The record is from RefSeq and is a predicted model, not a curated record. The transcript has 4 exons.
GUUGAGGCGGAGGUGCGGAGGUCCUCCUCGGCCAGCUCCCUCAUUCGCCAUCACUCAAGGACGAGAACAGGGCGGGAGAGAGAGAACGUUCAGCUGCUCUUCGUUAUAAUUGUUCAUAAGAGGUUGCGAGGAGUAAGGGAGAAGGACAGGGAGUUGAGACGGAAAGGAUCAGCUAACGACUCGCUAACUAAGAAAGAACAAAAGAGAACAAAGAAGGGGAAAUCGACGAUGGCGGCGGCGCGGUCGGAGGCGUCGGGCAAGCUGCCGGCGCUGACGCGGAAGCUGCGCUACACGGGCCUGUUCACCUCGCAGAUGGCGCCCACGUCGCGCGCCUACUGCAUCCUGCUGAGCUUCUUCGUGGGCGUGCUCAUGCUCACCGCCGGCUCCGUGUUCUACCACGUGAUCCUGAUCCGCCCCAUGAGCGGCAGCCACCCCAUGCACACGCCGCCGCUGCCGCUCGCCUGCGGCCUCAUCCUCGCCGGCGCCGCCACCGUCCUCGGGUCCUUCUUCGUCGCCUGGAGGUACGGGUUUGACGACGGCGACGACAGCCUCGAGGACGAUCUCUACUCCUUGGCCAAAGACGACGUCCUUGAACAGACCCACGAGCAGCAGCAGCAGCAGUGGCAGCAGCGUCAGCAGUGUCAGCAGAAUCAGCAGCAUCAACAGUGUCAGCAGACUCAGCAGUGUCUACAACAUCAACAGUCUCAGCAUCAGCAGUGCCAGCAACACCAGAAGAAUCAACAUCAGCAGUGCCAGCAACACCAUAAGAGUCAGCACCAGCAGCACCAGCAAUGUCAGCCCCAUCAUCAUAGCCAGCAUCAGCAGCAAUACUGUGAGCAGCAUCCUCGUCAGAAAGAUGAUCAGAAACAGUCUUCUCAGCAACAGCAGAAGACUGAGCAACAGAAGACUGAGAAACAGAGAACUCAGCAAGAGAGGACUCAGCAACAGAAAAACUACCACCACUUCCAACAGCACUACCACCACCACGAGUGUUGUCAGUCCGCUGCCAAGAUUCCAUCUGUGUGAACCAGCUUUUUUUUUAUACUGAUUUUUGAUUCUUGAAUUAUAUUUAUUUUAGAAACCUAUAUGUAUAUAUCCAUUUUUUUCUUUCUUUAUAUCAAUUCUUUAUCUCCAUUUAUUUAUCCGUGCUAUUCUAUUCUUAAUUUUCACUGCCUUUCCUCCCCCUCUCUCUUUCUCUCUCUCUCUCCUUACUUUCUUUAUUUUCAUCCACCUUUCUUUUACUUUGUUCUCUCCUCGCUGGUUUUCUCUUUUAGUGAAUGCGAAACUGAAUAAAUUAUUUUUCGUACCAGA